AUGUCGACCAUCCGCCGCAUCUUUCCCUUCAGCCGGGGCAACAGUGAUGGCGACAAGAGCAUGAAGGAGCUGCUUGGUGGCAAGGGAGCUAAUCUGUGUGAGAUGGCACGAUGUGGCCUCAACGUUCCUCCUGGGUUCACUAUUACGACCGAGGUUUGCCAGGAGUUCUACCCCGAGAAGCUGCCCGAGGAGCUUCUGGCCGAGGUUCGGAAUGCGGUCGCUGGCGUUGAGGCCGAGAUGGGCCUAAAGUUCGGAGACCCCGCUUCGCCGCUGCUCUUCUCCGUUCGCUCUGGCGCUGCGGUGUCCAUGCCGGGCAUGAUGGACACCGUGCUCAAUUUGGGUCUCAACGAUGAGGUUGUGGUUGGCUUCGCCGCCAAAUACGGCGACCGCUUUGCCUUCGAUUGCUACAGGCGUCUGCUGCAGAUGUUCGGUGAUGUCGUACUGGGUAUCCCCCAUGAGGACUUUGAAGCCAAGUUGACGGCACUCAAGGCCGCUCGCGGCAUUCAGUACGACGUGCAGUUGGAUGCCAACGAUCUCCGAAGCCUGGUUGCCCAGUACAAGGAGGUGUACGAGGCCAACGGCAAAGAGCUGCCCCAGGACCCCUGGGAACAGAUGUUCAUGGGCAUCAAUGCCGUAUUUAAGUCCUGGAACAUUCCUCGCGCCAUCAAGUACCGGGAGAUUAACAAGAUCACCGGGCUGAGGGGCACCGCCGUCAAUGUGCAGACCAUGGUGUACGGCAACAUGGGCGACACCAGCGGCACGGGUGUGUGUUUCACUCGCAACCCCGCCAACGGCGACCGGGAGCUCUUUGGCGAGUUCCUUAUCAACGCGCAGGGCGAGGAUGUGGUCGCCGGCAUCCGUACGCCCAUGCCCAUCAAGCUCAUGGCCGAUAUCAUGCCGGGGAUUUACGCUGAGCUGGCCGCGAAUACGACGAUGCUAGAGAAGCACAUGAAGGACAUGCAGGAUGUCGAGUUUACUGUGCAGGAAGGCAGACUGUUCAUGCUGCAGUGCCGCAACGGCAAGCGUACGGGUACGGCAGCGCUCCGGAUUGCUCUGGAUCUCGAGGCGGAAGGUCUCAUAAACAAGGAUGAAGCAGUGCUGAUGGUGGAGCCGCGCCACUUGGAUCAGUUGCUGCACCCGCAGUUCGAGGAUGAGAAGAAGUACGUCAAGGACGUCAUUACACGCGGCUUGGCGGCAUCGCCAGGCGCUGCGGUGGGCCGCCUGGUCUUCUCCGCGGAGGACGCUGAGGAGUGGAAGGCGCGUGGUGAGCGCGUCAUCUUGUGCAGACAUGAGACCUCCCCCGAGGAUGUGGGCGGUAUGCACGCGUCCGAGGGCAUUUUGACCUGCCGUGGAGGCAUGACGAGUCACGCCGCGGUGGUGGCGCGCGGCUGGGGCAAGCCCUGCGUUUGCGGUUGCGAGGCCCUGCACAUAGACCUGAAGUCCAAGGUUAACGGCAAGGAGAUUGUGCUGAACGAGGGCGACUGGCUGUCCCUCAACGGCACCACGGGAGAGGUCAUCAACGGCCAGCAGGCGCUCAAGAAGGCCGAGGUCACCGGGGGAGACCUGGGCAAGCUCAUGGCGUGGGUGGAUAAGGCCCGUCGCCUGCGGGUGCUCACAAAUGCCGAUACUCCCGAGGAUGCCUUGGUCGCCCGGACGAACGGUGCCCAAGGCAUCGGGUUGUGCCGUACUGAGCACAUGUUCUUCUCGACGCACGAGCGCAUUGCUGCGGUUCGGCGCAUGAUUGCCGAGGAGGAGCUUGACAGCGACCACAAGCUCGAGGCUCUCGAGGACCUCAAGAACUUCCAGCGCCGGGACUUCGAGGGCAUCUUCACGGCCAUGGACGGCAUGCCCGUUACCAUUCGCCUCCUGGACCCGCCGCUUCACGAGUUCCUGCCGCAGGAGGGCUCUGCCAUGGACGCCUUGUGCGCUCAGCUCGCUAGUGAGCUCCACACCACUGUGGAGCGCGUCGAGGCGCGGCUGAACGGUCUGCGUGAGGUGAACCCCAUGAUGGGCCUUCGCGGCUGCCGUCUGGGCAUUGUGCAUCCGGAGAUAACGGAGAUGCAGGCGAUGGCCAUCUUCGAGGCUGCUACAGCGGUGGUCAAGGCGGGCGGACACGUGCACCCACAUAUCAUGGUGCCGCUGGUCGCCACCACAGAUGAGAUGGACCACCAGGUCGCAAUCAUUCACGCGGCGGCUGCCAAGGUGGCGGACGCGUCGGGCACCAAGGUCCCCUACAAGGUCGGAACCAUGAUCGAGGUGCCUCGGGCCGCUUUGCAGGCUGGUCUUCUGGCGCAGCGCGCCGACUUCUUCUCAUUCGGCACAAAUGACCUCACCCAGAUGACGUUCGGAAUCAGCCGUGACGACGCACAGGCCAAGUUCCUGUCUCAUUACACUCGUCAGGGAAUUCUGCAGACCGACCCCUUCGACACCCUGGAUGUCAUCGGUGUGGGUGAGAUGGUCAAGAUCGCCGUGGAGCGCGGUCGCGCCACCAAGCCCAACCUGGAGCUUGGCAUCUGUGGCGAGCACGGCGGCGACCCGAGUUCCAUUGCCUUUUUCAACAAGGUUGGUUUGGACUACGUAUCCUGCUCGCCGCUGCGUGUCCCAAUCGCUCGGCUGGCGGCAGCCCAGGCCGCCAUCAAGGCGGCCAAGGCAGCUGCCAAGUGA
Molecule: messenger RNA, 2664 nt
Organism: Volvox carteri f. nagariensis
Lineage: Eukaryota; Viridiplantae; Chlorophyta; Chlorophyceae; Chlamydomonadales; Volvocaceae
Product: pyruvate phosphate dikinase
Exons: 15
Coding region: 1-2664 (887 amino acids)
Biological process (GO): phosphorylation; pyruvate metabolic process
Molecular function (GO): pyruvate, phosphate dikinase activity; kinase activity; ATP binding
Source: RefSeq, a predicted model, not a curated record